This is a messenger RNA of Podarcis muralis (Common wall lizard), 1193 nucleotides long. The record is from RefSeq and is a predicted model, not a curated record. NCBI's taxonomy places the organism in Eukaryota, Metazoa, Chordata, Lepidosauria, Squamata, Lacertidae.
ACAUCUCAGAUACUUGAGAAUUGCAAAAUCUCUCUGCCGUGUGUGUCCAUGUCCACAGCAAGGAUGACGGAAAAGAACUACAGCACUACAUGGCCAGGAAAUAUCCUCCACUUCCUGGACCUGUGUUGCAAUACCCAGGACAAAACUGUCUCUUGAUCAUUGCUUGCCCCUCAUUCCACACGCUCUUCAUCUGGAAAGCUAGACACAGCAAAUCUGUCCUGUCUAAGAAGCUGCGUAUCUAGGAGUCUCCAAAGGAAGGACCCAAAGCCUGGCCAGCAUUGCAGAGGCAACACACACACCUUAAAGAAGACCCAGACCACAGGAAGAGGGUUUUAAGGCAGAGGGUAGGAGAACGGGGGGGGGGGAGAGAGAGAGCAGGACACCCAGCAGCUAACCAGGGCAGCCACAAUGGAGGAACACCAAGAACUGAGCAGAGGUUCCAGAACUGAGAAGACAAAGGAAGAAGAAGAAAGCACCACAAUGAGCAACCCAAAGCAUGAAAAGCUGGGUGAGAAGGCACUUGCCGCUCAGAACCCCCCUGCCUACUCUGAAAUAGAUGCCUAUACAGAGCCUGACCCACUGAAACAGCCUCCUGGGCCAGCACCCCAAGCAGGCUAUGGGUUAAUGCCAGCACCUCAUGCAGGCUAUGGGGCAAUGCCAGCACCCCAAGCAGGCUAUGGGCCAAUGCCAGCACCCCAAGCAGGCUAUGGAGCUAUGCCAGCACCCCAAGCACGCUAUGGGGCUAUGCCAGCACCUCAAGCAGGCUAUGGGGCAAUGCCUUACUAUGGCCCACCCGUUGCGGGAUCUCACCUACGCCCAGUCCUUCAACCUCCACAGGCGGUCUACGUCACACCUGUAGAGCCCACCAAUGAACCCGAUUACUUGAUCUACUCCAUCUUCACCAUGCUCUGCUGCUGCUUACCUCUUGGUAUUGUCGCCUUGGUCUACUCUAUACAGACAAGAGAAGCCAACUUCGCUGGAAAUGCCGCAUCCGCCGAGAGAAACUCCCGAAUGGCACGCCUCUUCUCUCACCUCGCUUUCGGGAUUGGGCUGGGGCUCCUUAUUUUAUAUAUCAUCAUUGUUACAAGAAAUUUUAGAUAAAAAAUGUUCAUAAAUUUACAAGGCAAACAUAUACAUGAGUAUGUAAACCACGUGUCUGAAAUAGUACAGGAGAACAAUCCUGAAACCAUUUU